Misgurnus anguillicaudatus (oriental weatherfish) is the source of this 1285-nucleotide messenger RNA. Its product is annotated as odorant receptor 131-2-like. Gene Ontology annotation, molecular function: odorant binding; olfactory receptor activity; G protein-coupled receptor activity. The record is from RefSeq and is a predicted model, not a curated record. Gene Ontology annotation, cellular component: membrane. Lineage: Eukaryota; Metazoa; Chordata; Actinopteri; Cypriniformes; Cobitidae. Gene Ontology annotation, biological process: G protein-coupled receptor signaling pathway; detection of chemical stimulus involved in sensory perception of smell.
AUGGUGAACUUAACAGAGAGCAACAAUCUGAGCAACACUUCUUUGUUGUCUAAUUUAAAACCAUUUAAUGAAAAGGCGUUGGUGGUGCAGGUUCUGGUGGGAAUACUUCUCUAUGUAAAUGGACUGAUGAUCUUCACUUUCCUGAAGAAAAAUGUCUUCUUUGAAGAAACACGUUACAUUUUGUUUGCUCAGACGCUUUUUGUUGAUUCUUCUAAUAUGCUGUUAACUUGUUUAACUAUGACAGGAAUUAUUAAUCAAUAUGCAGUCCACAUUAUUCCAUGUUGUAUUUUCUGUACAGUUAUGUCUGUGCUCAAUAUUUGUACUCCUGUGACUCUUGUAGCGAUGUGUUUGGAGCGCUAUGUGGCUAUAUGUAUGCCUUUAAGACACUCCAGCAUUUCAACACCCAAAAACACUUUUAUUGGGCUUCUUGUGAUAUGGGCUGUCAGUUUUGUUUUACCACUGUUUGUACUUAUAGUGUUUCUUGUUUAUGCCUCACCUGUUGGCCUGCGCUCAUAUGUUAUCUGUAGCCUGGAGGUCAUGUUAAUAGUAAAGUGGCUGGCAGACACGAGGGCUGCAAGUCUACAGAUAUUAUUUAUCAUAAUGUUUUGUAUUGUCAUCUCCACCUACAUUAAAAUUGUGGCUGCAGCCCGAUCAGCCACAUCUGAAAACAAAAAGUCAUCUAAGGGUCUCAGAACUGUAAUUCUCCAUGGUAUUCAGCUGUUUCUAUGUAUGCUGCAGUUUAUAGUGCCUUAUAUAGAAAUGCCUUUAUGGAAAGUAAAUUUAGUGGUGUUUGUUAAUGUAAAAUACUCAAAUUACAUUCUGUUUAUUAUCUCACCUCGUUGUCUGAGUCCAUUAAUUUAUGGAUUAAGAGACAAAAAGUUUUGUAAUGCUCUGAAACAUUAUGCCUUUUGUGGCUUUGCCGUGGUUAAUCGGCACAAAAUACCGCAUGUUAAAACAAUCCCAUUAGAGGUGUAUUAACAAAUGGUCAAUACAGUAUGUCAUGUACUGCUUAUAAAAUAUCAUGAAUGCUUAACAGUGAUGUCAAAUAAAACAUUGUACUUUAUUUCAAGUACUUGCAGUGCAUACACACUUUGCUUUGUAGCAAAAAUAUUUAUUGUUAAUCCAUGAUCUUCUUUUUUUUAAAAACAAUUUAACUUCACUUUUUUAGUGAUAUAGUUAUAUAAGUUUUUUUAUGAGUGGAAAUAAUUCAUCUUACCAGUACAGUAACAUUAAAUCAAAUGUCAUUUAGUGUCAAGUCUUAUUACUUUGUAAAUGUACUAUGACU